CCCCGGGCGUCUGAGGCUUUGCUCUGCCUCUUCUCCCGCGUCUACCUUGUGCCUCACGUGCACCCUAGUGUGGGUUUGCGUGGGUGUGGCCCAUGCGUCUGUGGGUCCCUUCGAGUGUCUGUGCAUCCUCUGAGCACGUACCCACGUCUGUUUGUUUACCUGUGUGCCUACUUGGGCAUCUUUGUGUGUGUUUUUGUGAGUCUUUGUGUCCUGAGUGCCUCUGCGGAUGUGCCCCAUGUCUCCACACGUGUCCCUGGGUCGACUGCAGUGAAGAUGCAGAGAUAAGUCCUGUGGGACAGCCUGGGAUGCUGAGCCCUAGGGUAUUUGCCUGCUCUGUCCUCUCCUGAUUCGCCAGGUAUCCUAGCGACGCUGCUGCCAGUCGCCUAGCAACCAGGUCCCCAUCCUUGGAGACAGAUGCUCCAAGCAGGGGCUGGGCUGUGUGGGCAGAGCCCGGGCAGGAAGAACGACCCCUUGACUGGGUGGGGCCGGCAGUUCAGCUCAGGGUCACCCACGAGGCAUGUGCCCCCAGGGAUGGGCAGGAGGCAGCUCCAUGUUGUGCCGUGUGGGUGCUGGGGGCCCAGGCUGUGAGGCAGUGAUGUUCAGAUGUUGUUCAGGGACCCAUCCGCUGAAGCAGAGGCGCCCUUGCUGGGUCUUCAGGUGGCAGACAGACCUGGCUCUGAACGCUGUCUCUGCCCCUUUGACAGGUGGCCUCACGCUGCUGAGGUGCCCUUGUUGGCACGGAGGUGCUGCCGAGGGCCACAGUCAGGGGUGGUGGGGGUGGACAGGCUUGGCACCCAGGAGGCACGUGGGGCGCGCUGGACCGUCCAGACACCCUGCUUGCUUAUGAGGCUCUGAUCUGCUCAGGGCUGGCUGCGCAGGGCCCCAGCCACCCAACCGGCGGUCCCUGUGGCUCAGCUGCCCUGGGAUCCCAGCUGAGGGGCGCUGUUCUGGGCAUGGAACUCCGGCUGGGGCAGGUACCGUGGGGCUUUGCGUGCAGGGCGGGGCAUGGAGUCCCUCUUCCCUGCCCCGUUCUGGGAAGUCCUCUACGGCGGCCACCUGCAGGGCAACCUGUCUCUCCUGAGCCCCAACCACAGCCUGCUGCCCCCGCACCUGAUGCUCAAUGCCAGCCACGGCGCCUUCCUGCCCCUCGGGCUCAAGGUCACCAUCGUGGGGCUCUACCUGGCUGUGUGCGUCGGGGGGCUGCUGGGGAACUGUCUCGUCAUGUAUGUCAUCCUCAGACACACCAAGAUGAAGACAGCUACCAACAUUUACAUCUUUAACUUGGCCCUGGCGGACACUCUGGUGCUGCUGACCCUGCCCUUCCAGGGCACAGAUGUCCUCCUGGGCUUCUGGCCAUUUGGGAACGCCCUGUGCAAGACGGUCAUCGCCAUUGACUAUUACAACAUGUUCACCAGCACCUUCACGCUGACUGCCAUGAGCGUGGACCGCUACAUAGCCAUCUGCCACCCCAUCCGUGCCCUUGACGUCCGGACAUCCAGCAAGGCCCAGGCUGUCAAUGUGGCCAUCUGGGCCCUGGCCUCUGUUGUCGGCGUUCCCGUUGCCAUCAUGGGCUCGGCACAGGUUGAGGAUGAAGAGAUUGAGUGCCUGGUGGAGAUCCCCACCCCGCAGGACUACUGGGGCCCCGUGUUUGCCAUCUGCAUCUUCCUCUUCUCCUUCAUCAUGCCUGUGCUCAUCAUCUCCGUCUGCUACAGCCUGAUGAUCCGGCGGCUGCGAGGCGUCCGCCUGCUCUCAGGCUCCCGCGAGAAGGACCGGAACCUGCGGCGCAUCACGCGUCUGGUGCUGGUGGUGGUGGCUGUGUUCGUGGGCUGCUGGACGCCCGUGCAGGUCUUCGUGCUGGUCCAGGGGCUGGGCGUGCAGCCGGGCAGUGAGACUGUGGUGGCCAUCCUGCGUUUCUGCACGGCCCUCGGCUACGUCAACAGCUGCCUCAACCCCAUCCUCUACGCCUUCCUGGACGAGAACUUCAAGGCCUGCUUCCGCAAGUUCUGCUGCGCGCCCACCCUGCGCCGGGAGAUGCAGGUGUCAGACCGCGUGCGCAGCAUCGCCAAGGAUGUGGCUCAUGCUCGCAAGACCUCUGAGAUGGUGCCACGGCCGGCAUGACUAGGCGUGGACCUGCCCAUGGUGCCUGUCAGCCCGCAGAGCCCAUCCACACCCAACACGGAGCUCACGCAGGUCACCGCUCUCUAGGCAGACGUGCAGCUGCGCAUCACCAGCCUCCACGGGCCACCCUGUGGCCUUGGAGGGUCUGGUGACAUCACGGGAUGGGUCAGAGCAUUAGGGCUGCCCUCCUAGUGGAGGGCGGGGAGGGGGUGCAGGACUCACUGGUGAGCAUGCCCGGCACUGCCAAGCUUCAUGGACCGUCCUGGCCUCUCCCCUGCUGCAUCCGUCUCCGGGUGGGCACACAGCCGGAAGCGUGACAGCGGCUGUACAGUCCCACGUGCCCUCGUGCUGUGGCUGUCUGCAUGGACCCUUGCAGUGUCUCCUCUGGGCAGCUGGAUGGGCCUGGCGCCGCCUGGAGGGUCCAGUGGGCAUCCCUGGGCAGUGGGACUCGCCCUGAGAGUGGAACUCCUUAGGAGGCUUCUCAGCAAGCCUGUUCCCUCCAGGACACGUGAACUGUUGCGCCGCAGACGUGGCCGUUCAGGUUUGCGAGGCGGUCAGGAGGACCGCCGCAGGCCACCCUGUCAUUUGUGAAGCAGCCCCAUGUGCCUGGCCUCAGCUGUGGGGUGGGGAGGGCUCUGUGGUGCUCUGUCUGGGUUGCCUGGGCCCCCCUCGGGCUGUCCCUCGAAGCCCUCCUUUCAGACUCCAUCAGAGGUCAGCGGCUGUGCAGCUGUCAGGACCGUGUGUCCUGCUUGGGUCCUGGUGGCCUUGGAAGGAUGCCAGUUGGGACAGGUUCGGCCCUGCACCCCAGUGACUGACGCCCUACUUCAUUUCAAGCCCCCAGUUAUCUGUGGGGGAAGCCUGAGCUUCCCAGUCAGAGGCGGCUUCGUAUGCAGAGUUGGAAGGAGAGCUGGGGCUGGCAGACCUGCUUGAGGGAGGCUGCAAGGACCAUCUGAGCCGUGGGGACCCUGCCCGCUGUGACCACCCAGAGAAGUACCCUCCCAGUUUGCAGAUGGAGGCUGCAGCUCGGUGACUUGGCCAGCGUUCUCUCUGCAGACAAGCUGCUGAAACCUCUGCAGUGGUAGAGCUGCCUCUACCUGCUAGCUGAGGUGCAGACCUGGCCAGGUGAGCUGAGGCACCUGGAAAGAGGAGGAGGUGCUGACUCUGGACUGGCCUCUCCUGCUUUGGGGACCCCGGCCUUGUGGGGUCGUCCUUGGGGAGGACGGGGCUCUGUCCAUGCUGCCAGCAGCGGGAGGCUCUGAGGACCGGAGCCACUAUGGCUGCAGCAUUUUUGUGCCAAGGCUGAAAGACAUGUGCAUUUGUGGUGGUGUAACACGUGUCUCCAUGUAUCUAUGCAUGUGGACAGUGUGAUUUCCCCUGCACGUAACCAGCCCUGAACUGUCUCCAGGGGCCGUGACGGAGGGUCAGAAUAACCCCCUGCACGCUGGUCAGGGCGCUCUGCUUGCAACAGGUGUUUCUGACUCUUUGGGGGGCCGUUGGGGUAAAUUCUCUGGGAUUAGCACGUGGGGUGUAGGUAGAUCC
Molecule: messenger RNA, 3657 nt
Organism: Globicephala melas (long-finned pilot whale)
Lineage: Eukaryota; Metazoa; Chordata; Mammalia; Artiodactyla; Delphinidae
Product: nociceptin receptor
Biological process (GO): sensory perception of pain; neuropeptide signaling pathway
Cellular component (GO): neuron projection; plasma membrane
Molecular function (GO): neuropeptide binding; nociceptin receptor activity
Source: RefSeq, a predicted model, not a curated record